AUGAAGGCUGUAGUUUUCCUUCUUGUCUCUCUGCUUGCAAUUGCAAUAGUUUCCUGUAAGCAAAUCAGCUACCAGAAGUGCCCGUCUACUAAAGAGCUGGGUGAAAUCGUCUCCAUUGAUAUAACGCCGUGCGAGGAAGAACCGUGCGCCCUGAAGAAAGGAGGCAAUGAAACAAUCACCAUCACCUUCAUCCCACACGAAGUUGUCACCGGCGCUAAGAUUUACGCAUACGCUAUCAUUGGACGGAUACAUGUGCGCCUACCGCUGCCGAAUCCUGAUGCUUGUCAAGGUUACGGUUUAUCUUGUCCAUUGAAGAGCGGUGUCAAAGUGAAGUUUGCUUUGGUCGAAUUCAUCUCACCCUAUUUCCCGAGCGGUAACUUGAAACUAAAAGCGCAAAUCAAAGAUCAAAAUGGCAAGUCUUUGAUCUGUGGGAUUGUUAAGUUGCAUAUUCAGUGA
Molecule: messenger RNA, 456 nt
Organism: Pocillopora meandrina
Lineage: Eukaryota; Metazoa; Cnidaria; Anthozoa; Scleractinia; Pocilloporidae
Source: the annotation of a GenBank genome assembly